AAAUACCCAAGACGACAUGGGUCCCGAGACACAUUUGUUUCGGACCUACUAUGCCCUAUCCACUUUAACACUCCACUAGUUUAUAAAGCUGCUCUCUUCCGCACUUGUUCUUGAUGGAUUACUGUUCGCAUACCCAUCCCUCUAUCGAAAAUGGCAACUAAAGUCGGUCUUAGCGUGCCAAUGCCACUCCUUGCUCCUGUUACUGCCACUUGGGCAGUUCCGUUCGCGGCCUACUACCUUUUCCUCCAGCAGCGCAUUGUAGCGAAGCGAUUUGGCACAAAGACUGUAUUGGGUGAUAAGUCGGGCGCACCUCAAGGCGCACUGGACCCUCUCUUUGUGGACACACGUGCGCAAGCCAACUUUGUCGAAAACGUACCAUUCAUACUCUCGAUUGCACUCCUUGCUGAGCUCAACGGAGCCAACAGGACUUACCUCAGCUACGCUCUUGGUGCUCUUUUUGCUCUCCGUGUCGGCCAUGUUGAGCUUGGCUUGAGGGCUUCCAGCGGGAAAGGUCCCGGAAGACCGCUUGGUUUCGUCGGCACUCAGGCGAUAUUAGCUGGGCUUGCUGGAUAUGCGGCGUACUUGGUAAAGGACUACUGGACCGUCUAAGCGACGAAUGCAACGAUGUGGGGAUAGCUUCAGCAUUUGUAGGCUCCAAAAAUACAUAUUGUCAGUGGAAGGAGAG
Messenger RNA from Bipolaris sorokiniana ND90Pr, 685 nucleotides. RefSeq lists its product as uncharacterized. The record is from RefSeq and is a predicted model, not a curated record. NCBI's taxonomy places the organism in Eukaryota, Fungi, Ascomycota, Dothideomycetes, Pleosporales, Pleosporaceae. The transcript is spliced from 3 exons. Bases 151 to 609 code for a protein of 152 amino acids. Gene Ontology annotation, cellular component: membrane.